This is a messenger RNA of Closterium sp. NIES-67, 788 nucleotides long. NCBI's taxonomy places the organism in Eukaryota, Viridiplantae, Streptophyta, Zygnematophyceae, Desmidiales, Closteriaceae. The record is from the annotation of a GenBank genome assembly.
GCCAAAGAAAAAAGGCCUCCAGUAGUGCGUGCUGCUGCAUUCGCUUCUUCGCGAUUCAAGCCUUGCUUCCUCUCUUGCUAUCUUCCGUCCGUUCACAGACGAGCCCCUUGCUUCCUCUCACUCUUUCGCGCUAGAAAAGGGUUCCGUUUCGUGGAUUGGAGCCCUGGCUGCUUCAGAGGUCGCUGUUGACGCUGCUGCUGCGCCUUCCUCUUCCUCCGCCUCUUCCUCGUCCUCGAUGUUGCCGGGAGGUGCGGGGAAAAUGAGCUCGUUUGAGGUCGAGGACAGCCCGUACAACAACGACAAGCGGCGCCGCUCUAACAGCCUCUUCGUGCGGGCGGGCGUGUACCUGCAGCAGUCGCCAGCGCUGCAGUUCGCCGCCUUCCUCUCAACGCUCAUCUUCCUCUGGGCCGUCACUUUCGCGCUCUCCCCCAACCGCUCCCCCCUGCCCUAGCUGCCCUAGUUGCCCCAGCUGCCUGCCGCAAACAGUUCAGUCUCCGAAGCUGAAUGCAGAUAUAGGGUUCAAUGGAGAAUAAAAAUGCUGAUGUCGGAGAGCCUUGUGAACAAUUUGUCAGGGGAGGAGCAGGGGUGGGGGUGGGGAGGGCGGGGGGUUUGAUAGACCAUUUACUGUACCAGUAAAUGAUGUUGGAGGAUGGUUGCUUUGAGAUUAGUUUAUCGUAAAUGAUCCCCUUGUGUUGUUACUGAGAAUGGUUUUACGGUAGCAAUACCGGUAGUAAUUCCUACACCCUUUGUCGUGUUUUGAACGUUUUGAGUAGGCCCUCAGAUUUCAG